UUUUUAUUCAACUCCCCGUUGUGAUAAAUUACAAACUUCAUAAUCGAUAAUCCAUUAUGGAUGAGUUGAUAUUGAUUGAUGAAUGCAUAAAACAUGCUCGUAAAUAUUCAUAUCGUUUUAUAUUGUAACGUCCGGAGUCAAGCGGUUUGACGGCUCCUUAUCAAUAAAAAUUCGGAUCACAUUAGAAAAAAAAUAAACCUAGAUGAAUACGAAAAGUUUAGUCUCAUGAUUUAAGGGUACUUGAAACAAUCAUUCAUUUUGGGAUAUUUCUCCAACCAGUUCAAGUUCGUGAUUAAUGAUAGUGAGUUACACGUUGCGAUAAAUUGUAUAAGCAUAUCUCGUGAUCAUUGAGUCCAAUUAAAUGUUCUCCUCUCGACGUAUGAACCAAAGUUAACUUAUCAAUACGAUAAAAAUUUGGAAAAUCGACAUUAUUAUCAAUGCCAGAUGGCAACAGAUAUCCGGUAUCUUUUUUUUCCUGAGUCAUGCCCGCUCCAAUUUUCUUCUUACCCUAGCGUUUAAUGAACAUAAACCGACCGUCUGAGAGGUAAUAAUUUUGUCUGUUGACGAAUUGUUCGACCAAUGUUCAUUUUGAAUUCGUAAAAAUGUAGUACCUGCAUGUGCUGAAAGACCAGAAAGAAGAUCAGAAAGUUAGGCAUCACACAUCGUUAGGUGGGGCAUAUAUUGUGGAACGAGGAACGAAAGUUACUUUCUUCAGACUUUCUCGAUUACGUCGUAAAGACCAAUCACAGGAAGAGUUCGACGCAGUUGUCGCGAAACUUCCGUACGUGGAGGAUCAAAUCACAUUUGUUCAACUCAGUAUUGAAAAUCCCAAUAGCGAAAAUAAUUAAUCACACGCAUAUAUUUAUCGAUUACUGCCUGUAGUUGAAUGCUUGGAUAGUGUGGUACUUUGGUCUGUAAUUAAAUUCAUACAGAACUCAACGAAAUUGAAAAAUUUCGUCUGUAACAUUGAUUUUUACGGGGACCAACGUAAGUGCGUUGAAAAUAAUGAAAAUAUCGGACAGGAGUCAUAAAAAACAAUAUUUCAGUGAAUCCUUGAAAUAAAAUUUAACGGUUUCUCUCUCCAAUUACUACAAAAUAACUCGGUUAAUAAAAAUAAUGGGGAUUUUUGAGCGACCAGUUCAGGGUGAUUUGGAAUACACGACAGAAUUACAGCCAAACGUGGCAACAAACGUAAUAACUCAGGCGAAGUAUGUAUCGCGAGAAAACCGAGGCAGUUUGUUGGGAGUUUAUCAAGGAUUCCGAGGCUGCACGGUAUGGAUGACAGGACUAUCGGGUGCUGGAAAAACUUCGAUCGCUUUUGAGGUCGAGAGGAACCUUGUUUCCCAUGGGAUCCCCGCUUAUGGUCUUGAUGGAGACAACGUUCGUACAGGGUUAAACAAAAAUUUGGGAUUCAGUAAAGAGGAUCGCGAAGAGAAUGUAAGAAGAGUGGCUGAAGUUGCGAAACUUUUCGCGGACAGUGGUCACGUUACACUUUGCAGUUUUGUUUCCCCUUUCGAAGAAGAUCGUCGUGUCGCGCGAAAAAUUCACGAAAGUGUUGGAUUGCCAUUUUUCGAAGUUUUCGUCGACGCCUCCCUAAACAUUUGCGAGUCUCGUGACGUCAAAGGUUUAUACAAGAAAGCAAGACAAGGAGCGAUUAAAAGUUUCACUGGCAUUGAUCAAACGUACGAACGUCCUUCCCAACCGGAUCUUAUUCUGGACACGGAGCAUUCUUCUCUUGAAGCAUCAACCAUUUGUUUGAUGCAAUUUCUUCAUUCCCGUGGUAUUCUUCCGGACCUUCCAUAUUCUGGAUCUGGCGAAGUUGUAGAACUCUUUUUGCACGGAGAAAAAUUGGCCUCGGCCAAAUAUGAGGCUGAAACCCUUCCGGUUUUAAUGCUCAAUGAGUUGGAUGUUCAGUGGCUCCAGGUUUUAGCUGAAGGUUGGGCUUCACCACUCAAAGGUUUCAUGAACGAAGAUCAGUACUUACAGACGCUCCAUUUCAAUUGUUUAUUCGAAAAUGGUAAAGUCAUAAACCAAUCAAUACCCAUUGUCUUGGCACUGACAGCUGUCGACAGAGAACGUCUCAGUGGGCGAAAAGCAUUCGUACUUCGAUAUGAAAACAAAAAUGUAGCGAUUAUUCGCAAUCCUGACUUUUAUCAUCAUCGCAAGGAAGAAAGGUGUUCGAGACAAUUUGGAACAAAUGAUCGAGGUCAUCCGUACGUCAACAUGAUUCAUCAACUCGGUGAUUGGCUCGUUGGAGGUGAUCUCGAAGUAUUCGAAAGAAUCCGAUGGAACGACGGACUCGACGCCUACAGACUGACUCCUAAUGAGAUUCGAGCAAAAUUGCGUGACCUUCAGGCUGAUGCAGUUUAUGCCUUUCAACUUAGAAAUCCUGUUCACAAUGGUCACGCUCUUUUGAUGCAGGACACCAGAAGACACUUGAUUGAAGAGAAAGGCUUCAGAAAGCCCGUUCUUUUGCUUCACCCUUUGGGUGGUUGGACUAAAGACGACGACGUUCCUUUGGCCGUGAGAAUAGAACAACAUCGAGCUGUGCUUGAAGAAGGUGUUCUGCAUUCUGACACUCUGCUCGCCAUUUUUCCAUCUCCCAUGAUGUACGCCGGACCUACAGAGGUACAAUGGCAUGCAAAAGCGAGAUUGAUCGCGGGUGCAAAUUUCUACAUCGUUGGUCGAGAUCCAGCAGGAAUAACACAUCCCAAAAAGUCAACAACACCCGACGGGAAUCUCUACGAUCCGAGCCAUGGGUCUCGGGUCCUUUCGGUUGCACCGGGAUUACGGAAUCUCGAAAUAAUCCCUUUCCGGGUCGCUGCCUAUGACAACAAGAUGGAACGAAUGGCAUUUUUCGACCCAUCCCGAAAAGAAGAUUUCGCGUUCAUUUCUGGUACCAAAAUGCGCGAUCUUGCCAAAUCCGGUGCCACUCCACCCCGAGGUUUUAUGGCAUCUAAAGCCUGGAACGUAUUGGCGAACUACUAUCGAUCGAUAGUCAACGAACUUUGAAUUUUCUCAAAAGUAUUUUAUUGUACUUUUGAGGUUUACAUUCAACGUUUCUCUUGUGAGAGAACUUUGCAUGCUUGCAAUUCUCAAGAAAAUUCAUAUAUUUCAAUCCAGACUUGACCCGAAAUCAAGUCUCUCAUGGAAUUAUAAUUAAUUCUACUUUAAUACCGAUUAUUUUUGAUAAAUAAGAACAUUUUCCAUAAUUCUUAAGCGAGGAACUUAAGAAAUAAAUUGUGUUGAGAAUUUAAAGUUUA
This is a messenger RNA of Venturia canescens, 3263 nucleotides long. RefSeq names its product bifunctional 3'-phosphoadenosine 5'-phosphosulfate synthase 1-like. The transcript has 6 exons. Gene Ontology annotation, biological process: 3'-phosphoadenosine 5'-phosphosulfate biosynthetic process; sulfate assimilation. The record is from RefSeq and is a predicted model, not a curated record. NCBI's taxonomy places the organism in Eukaryota, Metazoa, Arthropoda, Insecta, Hymenoptera, Ichneumonidae. Gene Ontology annotation, molecular function: sulfate adenylyltransferase (ATP) activity; ATP binding; adenylylsulfate kinase activity. The coding region runs from base 1117 to 3012 and encodes 631 amino acids.